Messenger RNA from Sphaerulina musiva SO2202, 1197 nucleotides. Its product is annotated as Ribokinase-like protein. The record is from RefSeq and is a predicted model, not a curated record. Gene Ontology annotation, cellular component: cytosol. The coding region runs from base 13 to 1137 and encodes 374 amino acids. Lineage: Eukaryota; Fungi; Ascomycota; Dothideomycetes; Mycosphaerellales; Mycosphaerellaceae. The transcript is spliced from 4 exons. Gene Ontology annotation, biological process: pyridoxal 5'-phosphate salvage. Gene Ontology annotation, molecular function: pyridoxal kinase activity.
GGCACAGUGAUCAUGACCGACACUAGCGAUCUCGAUGUGCCGGAGACUCACGUUCUGGCCGUUGCCAGCCAUGUGACAUCUGGCUACGUCGGUAACACCAUGGCCACAUUUUGCAUGCAAACUCUCGGCUGUGAGGUUUCGGCAAUCCAUACCGUGAAUUACAGUAACCAUGUCGCCUACCGGGCCUUCAAAGGUCGCAAAUCGACCCCCUCGGAAGUCGCAGACCUCUACGCUGGCCUCCAGGAGACGAGACUUGACGAUUUCGACAUGAUGCUUUCUGGCUACUGUCCCUCUGCCGCACUCGUCGAGGAAGUGGGAAAGAUUGCACGCAAACAGAAACUCGCAUCGAGCACCAAGCCUGGCUCGUUCUUCUGGGUUCUGGAUCCUGUGAUGGGAGACAAUGGCAGGAUAUAUGUGGCUGAGGAUACGGUGCCUGAGUAUAAGAGUUUGUUGAAAGAUGCGGAUCUCGUAUUGCCUAAUCAGUUCGAAGCAGAACUGUUAUCGGAGAUCAAGAUACGGGAUUUGGGAUCGAUGAGAGAUGCGAUUGCGAAACUGCAUGAGAAGGGCUGUCCGAAUGUAGUUGUCACGUCCAUACGAUUACCUGCAAGCACAUCCGCUGGAGAAGAGGAGGGACAGAAGAGUGAUGGGCAACAAGCGAUGUUGAGUGUGAUUGGAAGCACAGCGACAUCAACGGGCACGCCACGAUUGUUUCGCGUGACAGUGCCCGCGCUCCCUGUAUUCUUCUCUGGAACGGGAGACAUGUUCGCCGCUCUACUCGUAGCUCGAUUGCGAGAGGCUGCACAAGCUGGUAAUGUGCUUGAUCGGCCUAGCUGGAAGAGCGAGGAUCAUGUCAAAGGGUGCGAACUGCCGCUUGCGAAGGCUACGGAGAAGGUACUGGCUAGUAUGGGCGCGGUGUUGAAGGAUACCGCGAGGCAUUAUGAGGCUGUCAAGCGGUCUCUGGACGCGCCGCCAGAGAUGAAUGAGGGCAAGGGCGAGGCAGGGGAAAAGGCGAGAGAGACGGAAAGGCACUUGAGGUUGACCAGGGCUGCUGAGGUGAGAGUUGUGAGGAAUGCGAGGGUGCUGAGAGAGCCGCCGAAUUUGGAGCUGUUCAAGGCUGAGGAGGUCUUGUUGAGCUGAUUGAUUGAUGCGCGAGCUGACGACGAUGCGCCGGCUGUAUGAACAAUUGAUGAACUAGAG